AUGGAGAGCCACACAAAUUUCGCGCCAUAUAACAUGGCGCUCGACAACAUUGACCCAUCCGAGAUCGAUCAACUAUUGCAACAAAUGCAAUGGGAGCAGUCGAUCGACCAGCAAUUCUUCGCAGCGCCGGAGUAUGAAACAACCAACUUUGACCCGAACCUCUCGCCACUGUCUGGAUUUGCCAGCCCCAGCAGCAUGACAACAGGCAGCACGAACCAGAGCCCCUUAGUACCCACGCUAGACUACGAUAUGUCUUGCCCAGUAAACUCCUUCCUAGAUGAGGCUUCCAGCCUUUUCCCAGAGCUCAUGGAUUCUGCCGCCAACAUGCAAGCGGCCUGGAUGGGCCACGAGGCCCAGGGCUGUGAUGCCCUUUUUCAAAACCUCAGCGACGGGCAAGCCAAGGCUUUACCCGCAUCACCCGUGCACAAUCAAUUGUACCCGACUGGAGCUCCAGAUACAACAGUAUAUCAAAACGACCCAGCCUUGAGCCCAUAUCUCACCGCGGAACCACCAGCAAACACGUAUCAAACCUUGCCACCCACACCAUCAUCAUCACUACCAUCAUCAUCACAACAACCUACCACCGACCUAACAUGCUCCCACUGCGGGGCAACCUUCACCGACAAGACGAAACUAAAAGUCCACACCAACAAACACACCAAGCCGUUCCGGUGCUCGGCCGCGGGCUGCGACUACGCCACGGCGGAGAAGAAGAGCCUGCAGCGGCACCUGCUGGCCCGGUCCAAGUGGGACGGGGAGCACGGCGCCGCGGCGCAGCGCCAGGGCGUGAUGCAGGUCAAGCACCGCUGCCCGCGGCAGGGGUGCACGUACACUACGAUCCGCGAAGAUAACCUAAAGAGGCACAUUAAAACUUGUGGCCCGUGA
Molecule: messenger RNA, 885 nt
Organism: Diaporthe amygdali
Lineage: Eukaryota; Fungi; Ascomycota; Sordariomycetes; Diaporthales; Diaporthaceae
Exons: 1
Coding region: 1-885 (294 amino acids)
Biological process (GO): regulation of gene expression
Cellular component (GO): nucleus
Source: RefSeq, a predicted model, not a curated record